Messenger RNA from Sparassis crispa, 513 nucleotides. RefSeq lists its product as hypothetical. Bases 1 to 513 code for a protein of 170 amino acids. Lineage: Eukaryota; Fungi; Basidiomycota; Agaricomycetes; Polyporales; Sparassidaceae. The record is from RefSeq and is a predicted model, not a curated record. The transcript has a single exon.
AUGCGCACAGCCGUGCAAGAGCAGGAAAGGCGUUUACCAACAGCACUUGCAGUGGCAUAUAAUCGGGAGACAAAUGUGUAUGCGUUCGGGGCAUCUGUCGCAGGGUCAAAGGUGCGGAAGCCCGAGCAGGUGGAACACCGGAGUGUGGCAUAUGCAGGAGAACGUUGGUACCAAGAGAUGGCUCAGGAGUAUCAGCAGGAGCGUGCAGAGAAUUCCCUCGCCAAUCGGACCGUUAGGCAUGCACCUGGAAACUGUGCCGAGUGGAACACGACACGUCAAGUGGCCGGUCGUAGCCAGACAGUCUACUCGAUGACAAUGAACACACGCACUUCUGCAGUCAUGAAUUGGUGUGACUAUUGUCAAACCAUGGUGAAGAAUGUCAUUCGAGAGUAUGAUGGGAUGGUAGUUCACGAGUACAGGGAUAUGGAGGGGAAAAGGCGCAUUCACUGUUGGCGUGAUGGCACCUAUCAUGUGGAGGAAUACACAGGAUCACAGUCGUCUUCUGGUAUAUAG